GAGGCUUCAAACACCCAGUGAAACAUAGAGAGAAAGCGAUGCUGAGAGCCGGAUUAAGGAGCCUUAGAGCACAGAGAGCAUACGCCACAGCAUCGAAUGCAGUCAACUCAUCGUUGUUAUCCAACGGGCUCAGAGUGGCCACUAUCCAGACACCAGGCCACUUCUCUGCACUGGGGCUGUACGUGGAUGCUGGGUCGAGAUACGAAGCUGGUAAGCUGAAAGGACUGAGCCAUCUCGUUGACCGGUUAUCUUUCAAAUCAACGGAGAAGACGUCUGGGACACAGAUGUUGGAGACUCUGGAGCUAUUGGGAGGGAACUACCUGUGUGCAUCUUCGAGAGAAUCGAUGAUGUACCAGGCUUCAGUGUUCAACAAUGACGUCGAGAAGAUGUUCCAACUCAUGUCAGAGACAGUCAAAUGCCCAAGAAUCACACAGGAAGAGUUGGAGGAGCAGAAGCUCACAGCACAGUACGAGAUUGAUGAGAUCUGGAUGAAACCUGAGCUGAUCCUGCCUGAACUGCUACACAGCGCAGCUUAUAGUGGUGAAACCUUGGGUGCUCCUUUGCUGUGCCCGGCAGAUCUGUUACCACACAUCGCACGUGACGAUAUAAUGCAAUACCGUAACAAGCUGUACCAACCAGAAUCAAUAGUUGCAGCAUUUGUAGGUGUUCCUCAUGAAAGAGCCGUUGAGCUGACAGAGAAGUAUCUUGGUGAUAUGAAACAGACUUCACCAAAGGUGAAACCUCGUGUGGCUCAUUAUACAGGGGGUGAGAUUAGCAUCCCAGCACCACCACCAAUGGGCAAUCUGCCAGAGUUGGUACAUUUGUACAUAGCAUUCGAGGGUUUACCAUUUGAUGACCCAGAUGUCUAUGCAUUGGCAACAUUGCAGACCUUAUUAGGUGGUGGUGGUUCCUUCUCUGCUGGUGGUCCUGGUAAGGGGAUGUACUCUCGUUUAUAUACGCAGGUGUUGAACCAGUUCUAUUACAUUGAGAGUUGCAUAUCCUUUAACCAUUCAUAUGAGGACUCCGGACUAUUUGGAAUCUCUGCCUCCUGUAUUCCACAGGCUGCUCCAUAUUUGGCAGAGGUGAUCUGUAGACAAUUGGCUCAGACUUUUGACAAGAGCUCUGGUGGGCUGAACGACAACGAAGUCAAUAGGGCAAAGAACCAAUUACGCUCGUCGUUGAUGAUGAAUUUGGAAUCAAAGAUGGUUGAAUUAGAGGAUUUGGGACGCCAGAUGCAGGUUAGAGGUAAACGUGUCCCAGUGGAGGAGAUGGUUGAAAAGAUUGAACAAUUGACGUCCGAUGAUAUCAGAAGAGUUGCAGAGAGAGUCUUGACGGGAAAUGCCAACAACGCAGGCAAGGGAACUGGAAAACCAACAGUUGUCAUUCAAGGUGAAAGAGAACACUUUGGCGACGUUGAUGGUGUCAUCAAGGCUUAUGGAUUGGGGAAGUUUGAAUCAGAACAAGUUCAACAAAAGUCUAAUAGAAAAUGGUUUUGAACGCUGGUAUUCACAUCAA
Messenger RNA from Williopsis jadinii, 1515 nucleotides. RefSeq names its product mitochondrial-processing protease subunit alpha (gene MAS2). Gene Ontology annotation, cellular component: mitochondrion. The coding region runs from base 39 to 1496 and encodes 485 amino acids. The record is from RefSeq and is a predicted model, not a curated record. Gene Ontology annotation, molecular function: metal ion binding; metalloendopeptidase activity. NCBI's taxonomy places the organism in Eukaryota, Fungi, Ascomycota, Saccharomycetes, Phaffomycetales, Wickerhamomycetaceae. The transcript has 2 exons.